AAGUUCACACUUUUAUUAGCAUAAAACCUAAUUCAUCCAUGAGCGAAUCAAAAACGCUACACUAAGCAGCAGAUCCUGUCAUGCUACUUCAAUUAUCCCCAUGACCCACAAUCACCAUUUUCAACUACUUCAGCUGAGCAACUACGUACGUCCUAUUUAACUAAUGACUGGGUAGAAACAACAUGUGUGGGAGUGAGUCAGCUCCCAGCCAUAGGCGUUUACAAUCUGCACUCCGCAGACAGUAUAGACACACCUUUUUUGAGUCAAGUCUGAGCAGGGAAAGAGCAAAAAGCUCUCCUAAGGGCAACUGCAGUCUUGGACUUUUCCUGAGGAGAACUCAACACGAGGCAGCUGAGAUGGGCGUGGGUCACCUUCAGACCGAAUGGCUCUGGACUUCUCUGAUCGUUUCAGGUGUUCUGGCCGGGGACUGGAUGGUACAGGUUCCAGAAAGUCCAAUCCGUGCUCCCGCUGGUUCCUCUGUGACGGUGCCAUGCACUUACGACUUCCCUGAGGACUCAUCACAGGGGACGCCUCGCAAAGUGCUUUCUGAGAUGUGGUGUCGGAAUGAGAGCUUCUGCAUCACCCAAACAUACAUCUACCACAGCCGUGGGAUCUUCAUAGACCCUGCGUACCGGGGCAGGGUGCAAUACCUGGGCACAACCGGGUCCAAAAACUGCUCUUUCAGGAUAACAGACCUGAGGACCACUGAUAGUGGGGUCUACGUGUUUCGGUUUAUUACGGACCACCCCGUGGAAAAGCUGCCAGGCCAGAAGGGUAUCACCCUACAAGUGACAGAUGGUAGCCGUGUCUCUGUGGUUGGCAUUGUGAUUGGAGUUAUCUUCAUUCUGGGAGCAAUAGCUGUUAUUGCUGUUUGGGUCAGAAGACGUAGGCGAUCAAGAUCACUUCGGAGAGAUGGCACAAUAUGAGUGGAGGACCCUCUGAGUGCUGCCCAGUGUACAGCAGAUCAUCACCUGAAUAUACUAAUGACUGAAACUCCUGUAAAGAAACUGCCUUUUUCACAUUUUAACUUUCUAUCUUAUGCCUUUUUAAUUAACAUUUCACAGUUAAGACCGCAAGCAAUUAUGUUUUUAAUGUUGGAUUUUAUUGGAAUGCUGGUUUAUUUAUUUACUCUGUUUACUGCUAUUUAUGGCGCAUACACUAUAUUGGCAAAAAUAUUUGCACAGCCUUACAAAUAA
Messenger RNA from Astyanax mexicanus (Mexican tetra), 1196 nucleotides. Its product is annotated as sialoadhesin. The transcript is spliced from 5 exons. The record is from RefSeq and is a predicted model, not a curated record. Lineage: Eukaryota; Metazoa; Chordata; Actinopteri; Characiformes; Acestrorhamphidae. Bases 183 to 926 code for a protein of 247 amino acids.